Phycodurus eques (leafy seadragon) is the source of this 4379-nucleotide messenger RNA. RefSeq names its product UDP-N-acetyl-alpha-D-galactosamine:polypeptide N-acetylgalactosaminyltransferase 12 (gene galnt12). The record is from RefSeq and is a predicted model, not a curated record. Gene Ontology annotation, cellular component: Golgi apparatus. The transcript is spliced from 10 exons. Bases 337 to 2037 code for a protein of 566 amino acids. Lineage: Eukaryota; Metazoa; Chordata; Actinopteri; Syngnathiformes; Syngnathidae.
AGCCAAAGUUUGUCGGCUGCUUGAAGACACCGGAAAGCUAAAGAACCUCGGCGAGGGUUCUUGAGAGUUGACCAAGAUGGACUCAUUUACUCGUGCUAAAUAAGAAAGCACGCUAGCUAGCUAGCUAUCGAGCUAAUCCGGGCAAAUAAUCCAUUUAUUUUUGUCCUGCGAAUGAACGGAGGCACGGAGGUGUGGAAAGGAGGAGGAGCGCCGCAAUUAGCGCUCUGGCGUCGGGCCAGCGCAAAGCGACGAAAGUCCACUCGAGGAGGCUCCGGUGACGCGGCCGGAGCAGAGAAUGCCUUGUGCCGCUGAGGGCGACCACGAAGACUCGACGCCAUGGCCGUCUGCAGACGGAGGCGACUCAAACUUUCGCUCAGCGCAGCCGCCGUGCUGGCCUUCCUUUUCGUCUACUGGGGCGACUUUCCGGGACAGCUCGACGCCGACGCCGACGCCGAGCCGGCGGACCUGAAGAAGCCGGUGUACGAGAAGCCCCCGCUGGAUCCGGACGCCCCCGGAGAGCUGGGCCGGGCCGUCGAGUUGACGCUGAGCGCCGACGAGAAGCUCAAGCAGGACGAGAGCAUUUCCAAGCAUCAGGUCAACAUCUACGUCAGCGACAUGAUCUCGCUGCAUCGACGCCUGCCCGAGAGGCGGAACCCGCUCUGCCGCGACGUGCAGUACAACUACCGCUCGCUGCCGACGACCUCGGUGGUGAUCGCCUUCUACAACGAGGCCUGGUCCACGUUGCUCAGGACGGUCCACAGCGUCCUGGAGACGUCUCCCGACAUCCUGCUCAAGGAGGUCGUCCUCGUCGACGACUACAGCGACCGAGAUCAACUCAAGGAGCCAUUGGAGGAGUACCUGUCCGGCUUGCGGAAGGUACGUCUGAUCCGGGCCACCAAGAGGGAGGGCCUGGUGCGCGCCCGCCUGCUGGGGGCGUCCGUCACCACGGGCGACGUGCUGACCUUCCUGGAUUGCCACUGCGAGUGCCACGAAGGUUGGCUGGAGCCGCUUCUCCAAAGGAUCGAGGAGGAGCCGACGGCCGUGGUGUGUCCCGUCAUCGACUCCAUCGAGUGGAACACCUUCAAAUAUUUGGGCCACGCCGGCGAGCCUCAGAUCGGCGGCUUCAACUGGGGGAUGGUCUUUACGUGGCACGAGAUCCCAGAUCACGAGAGGAAACGCCGCCGUUCGCCCAUCGACGUCAUCAGGUCUCCCACUAUGGCCGGGGGUUUGUUUGCCAUCCGCAAAAACUACUUCACCUACUUGGGCACGUAUGACGCGGGCAUGGAAGUGUGGGGAGGAGAGAAUCUGGAGUUCUCCUUCCGGAUCUGGCAGUGCGGCGGCAGCCUGGAGGUCCACCCGUGCUCGCACGUGGGCCACGUCUUCCCCAAGAAGGCGCCGUACGAUCGCACCAAGUCGCUGGCCAACAGCGUGCGCGCCGCCGAGGUCUGGCUGGACGAGCAGAAGGAGGUCUACUACAACCGCAACCCCCACGCCCGCGCGGUGGACUUCGGCGACGUGUCGGAGCGCCGUCGGCUGCGCGAGAAGUUGGGCUGCAAGAGCUUCAAGUGGUUCCUGGACAACAUUUACCCCGAGCUCCACGUCCCCGAGGAUCGGCUCGGAUUUUGCGGGAUGCUGAAAAAUGCAGGAAAGGCCAAAUUUUGUUUGGACUACAACCCGGGCGAGGGCAACAACUUUGGCAGAAGAGUCAUUGUGUAUCAGUGCCACGGAAUGGGCCAGAACCAGUUCUUCGAGUACUCGUCGGCCGGCGAGCUCCAUUUCAACAUGAAGGUCUCCAUCGGCUGCGUGGAAGGCGACAACAUCAGCACCUACCUGACGAUGCAGCCGUGCAGAAAACGCGGGGAGCCCGUACUCGCGCACCAGAAGUUUCUCCUCAGAGAGGACGGCAGCCUGCUACACGCGACCAGCCGGAAGUGCGUGGAAGCGGUGGACGGGACGGACGACGGGGUGCCGGCGCCGUGUCUGCGGCCGUGCACGGGCGGCCCGCGCCAGAAGUGGACCUUUCACGAGCGCCGCUAACGGUACCGGUUCCUACGCUUUGGCCAGCCCAAGCAGGAAGCGUCCCAACUUUUAAUUUUUUUAUGAGUGCAGCUGGAUUGUUUAUGACCGGUGUUUUGUGAAGGGGAUGUGUUGCUCUGAUUUGAUUGAAGCAGCCGUAUGGAUUUGGAGAGUUUUUCUGACGAAGAGGAUCUGGAGCGAGCAGCUUUAUUGAUGUUCACUGUGUGUCCUGCAGAGGGCGCCCACGCUCCUCUCUGUGCUUCUCGUUGGACGGCAAAAUAAUGGGGGAGUUUUGACACUGAAAGGGAACAUUUUUAUUUUUAUUUAUUUUAAUUCUCACAUAGGGGCUAGUUUACCUUUUGGGUGUGCAGCUUCAAAAGACUUGAAUGAAAGCCAUAUUUUAAAAUCUUAUUUCUUUUUAGUGCUUAUUUUUCUGUUUUUUCUAUUUUUCUUUAAACAUUUUUUAAUGGUUUUUAUUUUUUCAUUACUUCCCCCUUUUGUUCUUGUUUUCACUGUUACCUUUGGUGUAUUUUUUUUUUCUUAUUUCUAAAUUCUUUUACUCGUUUUCAUUCCUUAUUUUUUUUCAUUUUAUUGCCUCGUCCUUUCCCAGUUUUUUCUUUCAAUUUCUUGCCCUUUUUAUUAUUUUUUAAAAUGUUCCCCUUUUUUUUUGUUCAGUUUUACAUGAUAUAUAUUUUUUCCUCCCUUUUUCCAUUAGUCCCAUGUCAGCCAUAUUUUUAGUGUCAUACAGCGUUUCACUUCAGGCUUGUCGCCGAACUCAUUUUGGUCGCAGCCCACGUUGCAGUUGCGCCCCCCCCCCCCGGCCGUUAUGACUGUCAAACCGUAUAAUCGCUUAACGAGAUUAUUACAAAGAUGAAACAUUUGUGGGUAACUCGUUUUGAAAUCAGAAGUCAAAGAAAACUUUUGCUCAAUUUAUUAUAAAAGGAUUUAGGACGAAAAAAAAUGCUCACAGUAGCUCUGCGUUAUUAACUUGAUCACUGUCAUCCAUUUUUGAGCAUUUGCAAGACCCUCGGAGUAUUUUGUUCUGUGAAAAAAAAAAAAAAGAGGGGAAGACUCUUCUUUCACCAGAAAGUUUGUUUUUAGUGUUUUCCUUUUUUGAUAAACAGUGGUAGAACAGGGCUUGAUUUCACCAAAAACUGGAAAAAGUGAGAUUUUGGUGCAAAGAACAUGUCAAGCGCAACAGUGACUUUGAUGCUCGUACCUCAAACAAGAAAACAAGAUGGCGUAUACAAGUUUAAAAAAAAAAAAAAAAAAAAAAACGCACUCAUGUUGUCAUGGUUAUGUUAUUUGAAGGCAAGGCAGGAGUGGGAAAAAAAAAACAAAAAAAACGCAAACAAGGAACAUGGGUAAAGCAAACUCAACAAAGUUCCACAACAGAUAACCAAAGUAACCCUUAAAUAAACCAAAAAUGGAAACAAAACACGACUGGCAAGUAAGCAAGCGGUCAGGGACGAUGCCAAACUGCAAUGACGACGAACCGACCAGAAGCGAAAGACAGCAGGGAACUAAAUACAAACGGAUUGACGAGACAACGGCGAACACCUGGGCGAGAGCUGAUUGGUCGACACAAGGCAGAAGGUGGAUGACAACAGCCGGACACAAUAACUCAAUGAGCACACGGCAAACAUGGAACAAAACUAAAGGCAACCCAAAGCAAAACAGACCGUGACGCACGUAAGACAACAGCUGAACAUCAGUGGCUUUUUGGUUUGGUUUGGUUUGGUUUGUUUUUUUUACACUCCUCCUCUCCUAAAAAGCUGGCCUCUUUCAGCACGAGGUUUUAUCUUUACGAAAUGUGCAUCGCGGUUUUUCUUGGUAUAUGUAUAUAUAUAUAUAUCGAAGGAGGUAAUAAUGGAAGGAAUUUGGAUGACCUCGUCGUCGUCGGCGUUGACCUUCAGGGGAACUUAUUUUGCACUUUUUUGCAAUUGCUUGUGUAUGUAAAGUCCGCAGUGGCAGUGAGAUGAAGCACGGCGGUAGAAACGCAGCGCAACCACGAAGCACUCGGGGCGGGGAAGUUGGGUAUGCUUAUAUGGAGUUGAAUGGCUCAUAAAGGGUGAAAAUGGCAGCCGAGCAACCUCCUGGAAGGAGGUUCGAGUCGCAUUCAUAGGAAAGCGAGGGCGUUCUUUUUCUAUACAGCCUUACUGUGCUAUGACUUCGCUUUUUAAUGAACAAAUUCCAAAUGAUGAUAAAUAACGCUGGAAUGUAACGUGUUGUCAAGAACCGUGGUGGCCUUACGCGUUUGUUGUGGAAAACCAGCAUUUUUUGAUGGUAAAAAGGGAAUUUAUGAAUUAUUGAAUCUUUUUGUACCUCAUAUCAGUGCAAUAAAUCUGGACCUAAAUCUGUAA